Messenger RNA from Branchiostoma belcheri (Belcher's lancelet), 1837 nucleotides. RefSeq lists its product as uncharacterized. NCBI's taxonomy places the organism in Eukaryota, Metazoa, Chordata, Leptocardii, Amphioxiformes, Branchiostomatidae. The record is from RefSeq and is a predicted model, not a curated record. The transcript has 9 exons. The coding region runs from base 132 to 1598 and encodes 488 amino acids.
CGCCUGGCAACAGCCUUCCGCCAACAAAAGGAAAACAAAACACGAUUCCAAACACGUUUUGGAGCCAUUUUCUCAUUUUCCCAGGGAUUUAACCAAGCCUGUCCGGAAAAGGACAGAGUCGAGGACGCGCCAUGACAGCUGUAUCAAACCCCAUCGUUGCUCCUCUGACGGGCAUAGACUUCCUCGCCGCCUCUCACUUCAAGAUCGCUCAGGAACCGUCCGCCACCCCCGAUGCCCUUCACAGCGUCUUCAAGCACGACUACAAGGCUCCGUACCAAUGGCGGAGACAGAGCGCCUCCGAGCCGCCCAGACCCGCCCAGUUCAUGCACGCGGACACCGGCAAGAUCGGGGUGAAAAUCUCCGAGACUCGCCAGGCCUUUCCGGAAAAGAGGUCGGAGAAGAUGGAACUCAAGGACAAGUACACUUCCCUACAGGCCACCAACUUCAAGUCUGACGCCGACAAACGUAUCGACAGUUUCCAGACCACCAACACCGCCUAUUUCCCCGCCAAGCCGCUGUCUGUCACCAAGCCCUCCAAGGACCCACAUGAGAGGAUGACGAGUUACAUUCCUCAGGGAGACAAGGAGAAGGCGCCCAACCCGGUGUCUGACUACAGGGAUUCCUUCCAGGGACACGACACUGCCAAUGUAGUCACCCAGAAGGCACCCAACAUGCACACUUCUGGUCCCCCCACCAUUCUGGGUGAUGAUCGUACACACAGUUUUGCCACCACCAGUACCAGAGCAUUCGAUGGACAGUGGCUGCCACCUGUUGAACCAGUCCCCAAGCAAACACGGUCGUCUGUGCCCAUGGGUGACCCCUUCAAAGUGAAGCACGAGUUCACCACGAAGCAGGUGUCCUUCCAGGCCCACCCCAGCGCCCAGAUGAAGGGGUACGACAGGAGCGGCACCAUGGGAAAACUGCAGGUCACCAACUUCAAACUGGGGGACGGGAACGGGAGAUACCUCAGUACAGCUGCUGAGUCCUACACACCCAUGUGGGGAGGAGAGAGAUGCGACAUUCCCAAGCACAAGAGGAACGACAGCAGUCUGCCACAGGGUGACCUUGACCCAUACAGGUCACAGGAACGGACCAACACAACCACCAACAGGUGGUACCUUCAAAAGCAUGAUCUCAGUGGUCGUGCCAAGCCCAUCAGCGGCGCCGCCUUGAGGACCAAAAGCACGGUGCAGCUGAACGAGCCACCUCUGGACGGCCGCUUCUACAGCACCACCAACGCCUCCACAUUCACCCCCAAGUCUGUACCCUACGCCAGGGUGAGGGGAGGACAGCCGAGUGUCGUGCCCCUGGACUACUACGGGGAUGCUAAGACUGACCCUACCUCCUGGAGUGAUUUCCCCUCCCAUGUGAGGGACAACAGAGUACCUGUGAUGAGACCCAACCCUGAGGCACUGGACAAUUUGCGGGACGCCCACUUCGGACCACCACUUGGCGGAGAACGCUACUUUGAAACGACACAUCGCAAGUCCUACCCUGCUAAAACCAUGGAUAGAAUCAAUGUUAUCCCUGGAACACUUCAGAAGAGUUCUGUCCCACUGGGGACUUUAGGGAAAUACAUUGCUGGUUACCAUGUAUAAAGAUCACAUGUAUCACAUUAUACUACUAGUAAUAUGAACUGAAAUAUUCUGAAGAUUUUUUGUGUAUAUUGGAACAAUUUAUGGAUAAAGAUCAAAUCUAAAAUUAGUCAGUCUUAACUGAUGCUAUAUUCAGUUUGGAUACAGUCAAAGGGUAUAUACAGUGUUUUGUAUAUAUUACAGUCAAAGUUUAAUGUAAAUAUGAAGUUUUUUUUCACUGAUGCUAUUUCAUCAAGUCACUA